Molecule: messenger RNA, 2053 nt
Organism: Ruditapes philippinarum (Manila clam)
Lineage: Eukaryota; Metazoa; Mollusca; Bivalvia; Venerida; Veneridae
Product: 4-trimethylaminobutyraldehyde dehydrogenase A-like
Exons: 10
Coding region: 142-1695 (517 amino acids)
Molecular function (GO): aminobutyraldehyde dehydrogenase (NAD+) activity; 4-trimethylammoniobutyraldehyde dehydrogenase (NAD+) activity
Source: RefSeq, a predicted model, not a curated record
ACCGGAACCACUAGUGAUAAGUUAUCUUUAUUAAAAAGAGUCACGUCAAUAGAGUUAUAUCCCUUUGUUAUUUUUUUUUGUAAGAUUGUUUUAAUCAAAGGAAAGUUUGUUUGAUAAAACAUCCUCCAUCAUUGACAGAACAUGGCAUGUUUAGUACGGAACAGACCAUUAUAUUUAGCACUUAUAACAAAGAGAUGUUGCCACACCGCAGUUGCAAAGUCACCAGUUGUUACACAGCCACUUAACUUUCUAGAUGGACAAAGAGUGGAGCCUGUGAACAAUGAUAAACAACAACAGUUUCCUCUUAUAUACCCUGCCACAGGUGAGGUUUUAAAGACUGUACAAAGUUCAGGGGCCUCUGAUCUUGACAAUGCGAUGGCAGCUGCUAGAAGAGCUCAGAAACAAUGGGCUGGUAUGUCUGGGUUUGAGAGGGGACAGGUACUUAAACGUGCAGCUGACUUAUGUAGGGUUAAACAAGAAGAAUUGGCUAGGGCAGAGACUUUGGAUACAGGCAAACCAAUCUGGGAGGCCCGUUUUGACAUACAAGGCUGUGCUGACUCUGUAGAAUAUUAUGGCGGACUUGCAUCUACUAUAUCAGGUGAAUUUUUACAGUUAUCAGGGGGAAACUUUGCAUAUACUAUACGUGAGCCUCUAGGUGUUGUUGGAGGUAUAGGUGCCUGGAACUACCCAUUUCAGAUGGCCACAUGGAAGUCUGCACCAGCACUAGCCUGUGGUAACGCCUUUGUCUUCAAACCAUCUCAGAUGACCCCAUUAACAGCAGUCAUGUUGGGAGAAAUCUACAAGGAGGCAGGGUUACCUGAUGGAUGUUAUAAUGUUGUUCAGGGUGAAGCUCAGACUGGUCAGUUGUUAUGUAAUCAUCCAGCAGUAGACAAAAUGACCUUCACUGGUAGUGUACCUGUAGGGUCAAAGGUCAUGGAGGCAUGUGCCAAGGACAUAAAACAUGUAACACUGGAACUCGGAGGAAAAUCUCCACUCAUUAUAUUUGAGGACUGUCAUCUAGAUAAUGCUGUAACUGGGGCCAUGUUGGCUAACUUUCUUACACAGGGACAGGUGUGUUCAAACGGUACCCGUGUGUUUGUUCAGAAGAAAAUCAUGAAGCAAUUUCUAGAGAAGCUUGUGGAGCGGACAAGGAAAAUGAAGAUUGGCGAUCCGUUUGCUGAAGAAACAACUGUAGGUGCGACAAUAUCCAGGGAACAAGCAGACAAAGUCCUUAGAUAUGUUGAUAUUGCUAAAAAAGAGGGUGCAACAGUUUUAUGUGGAGGUGAGGAGGUUACUCCCGAACCGAGGUUUUCUGGUGGACAGUUUGUCUCCCCUUGUGUUAUAUCUAACUGCCAGGAUGAUAUGACAUUUGUUAAAGAUGAAAUAUUUGGUUCUGUAUUGUCUGUACUUGAGUUUGACACAGAAGAGGAAGUUAUAACUAGGGCAAACAAUACAGAGUUUGGUCUUGCAGGAGGAGUGUUUACAAAAGAUUUAUGUCGAGCACACCGUGUCAUUGCACAGAUGGAAGCUGGCUCUCUGUAUGUUAACAACUAUAACGUUUAUCCAGUUGGAGUGCCAUUUGGUGGAUACAAGAAAUCUGGAAUUGGUCGGGAAAAUGGACCGGAAUCAAUAGAAUAUUAUACCCAAGUUAAAUCUGUUUAUGUGGAGAUGAAUGAUGUGGAAGCACCAUUUUAAUGUUCAGUCAUUAUAGAUUGUUUUGUUUCUAAUAUAUAUGUAAGCCUGGCUAUUCAAAGAAUAGAAGGGCUAUAAAUCAGCAUAACUAUGGUAAACCUUUUCACCUGCUGAAUUUAUGUAACGUAUUUGUCCGGCUUUGAAUUUGGAACAGUCAAUUCAAAGUUUAAGUGGUUUUCGAUAUAAAAAAAAAAACAAGAAAAAAACGCUACCAUAUCAACAGUAUAGAGCGUGGUUAGACUGCAUGGAUGUAGAUUCAGGCGUACCCUCUAUAUACACAUGGUAAAGUCUGACCACUCUCAGUUUCAGCAGGUCAAGGUUUUGCAUGCAACUUCAGACUAUAAGUAUCUUACACCGGCUG